This is a messenger RNA of Telopea speciosissima, 3379 nucleotides long. Its product is annotated as nardilysin-like. The record is from RefSeq and is a predicted model, not a curated record. Gene Ontology annotation, molecular function: metalloendopeptidase activity; metal ion binding. The transcript has 19 exons. Bases 6 to 3344 code for a protein of 1112 amino acids. Gene Ontology annotation, cellular component: cytosol. Lineage: Eukaryota; Viridiplantae; Streptophyta; Magnoliopsida; Proteales; Proteaceae. Gene Ontology annotation, biological process: proteolysis.
AGCCGAUGAUUGCUGCGCCUGCUCUCUUGUGUGGGCGUCAACUAUCACGCAUCACCAUCAGCAGCAGCAGAGAGGUUAUACACUGUAGAAGAACUAUAAAACGAAAAAGCAGAUGCGCGGAGAGUCGAGAAGGGAUUUCCAGAGAAGAGCAGCUUCUGAAAUCUAUAAAAUCCCCACUCGCAAGUUGUUGUUAUAGAAGAAUAAGAAAAGGAGGACGAGGAGGUAUACGAAGAAAGUUGAAAAUGGCAGUUACGCCUUCUUCUUCUCUUUUUGCUUCGGGCAACGCCGUGAUAAAGUCCCCAAUAGACAAACGUUUAUACAAAAUUCUCAAUCUUCCUAAUGGCCUCUGUGCCCUUCUCGUUCACGAUCCAGAGAUAUUCCCAGAUGGUCCUUCUGAAUGUUCUUCUAAAACCCUAGAGAACGGCGAUGAAGAAGAGUACGGAGAUGAGUCCGAUGAGAGCGAAGGUGAAUAUGACGAUGAUGAUGAUGAUGAUGACGAUGACGACGAGGAUGAUGAGGAAGAAGAAGAUGAAGGCGAGGAAGAGGAUGAGAAGAAAAAUAAGGAUUCACAGACUAAAAAGGCAGCUGCAGCAAUGUGUGUAGGAAUGGGUAGCUUCUCUGAUCCUUUUGAGGCACAGGGUCUUGCCCACUUUCUAGAACACAUGCUCUUCAUGGGAAGUACUGAAUUUCCAGAUGAAAAUGAGUAUGAUAGUUACUUGUCAAAGCAUGGUGGUUCAUCAAAUGCUUAUACGGAAACUGAAUUUACCUGCUACCAUUUUGAAGUUAAACGGGAGUUUCUCAAGGGAGCUUUGAAAAGAUUCUCUCAAUUCUUUGUAUCCCCUUUAGUCAAAGCUGAGGCUAUGGAGCGAGAGCUAUUGGCCAUAGAUUCAGAGUUCAAUCAAGUUUUGCAAAGUGAUGCAUGCCGCCUUCAACAACUUCAAUGCCAUACAUCUCGUCCAAGCCACCCGUUUAACAGAUUCUUUUGGGGGAAUAAGAAGAGUCUGGCUGAUGCAAUGGAGAAAGGAAUAGAUUUACGGGAGCAAAUUUUACAAUUGUACAGAAAAAAUUACCAUGGCGGUUUGAUGAAAUUAGUGGUCAUUGGAGGAGAACCUCUAGACGUACUUGAGGAUUGGGUGGUGGAACUGUUUAGUAGUGUCAAGGAAGGUCCUCAGUUUAAGCCAGAGGAUAGGAAAGUGGCUCCUAUUUGGAAAGCUGGUAAACUUUACAGGCUAGAGGCAGUUAAAGAUGUUCAUGUCCUCAAUUUAACGUGGACUUUGCCUUGUCUUCAUAAAGAAUACCUGAAGAAACCGCAAGAUUUCUUAGCCCAUCUAAUGGGGCAUGAGGGCAGUGGAAGCAUGCACUACUUUCUGAAAACUAGAGGAUGGGCAACUUCAUUAUCAGCUGGUGUUGGUGAUGAAGGAAUGCAACGUUCUUCAAUAGCUUACAUCUUUGGCAUUUCUAUACAUCUCACUGACUCUGGCUUAGAGAAGGUCUAUGAGGUUAUUGGGGUUGUUUAUCAGUACCUUAAGCUCCUGCGUCAAUCUGUACCACUGGAAUGGAUAUUUAAGGAACUUCAAGAUAUUGGUAAUAUGGAUUUCAGAUUUGCCGAAGAGCAGCCUCAGGAUGAUUACGCUGCAGAACUUGCAGGAAAUUUGCUUUUAUAUCCGGAAGAACAUGUUAUUUACGGGGACUAUGCAUUUGAAGUGUGGGAUGAGAAACUCUUGAAGCAUGUGCUGAGCUUUUUCACAGCAGAAAACAUGAGGAUUGACAUAUUAUCAAAGUUUACUGACAAGCAGUCACAAGUUUUUCAAUUUGAACCGUGGUUCGGAUCACGUUAUACUGAAGAAGACAUUUCUCCUUCUCUUCUGGCGCUGUGGAGUGAUCCUCCAGUUAUUGAUUCUUCCUUGCAUCUGCCUUUGAAGAACGAAUUCAUUCCAUCUGAUUUUUCCAUCCGCAGAAAUAACUCAUCUGACACUCUUGUAAAUGUGAAUCUUCCAAGGUGCAUACUUGAUCUACCAUUGAUGAAAUUCUGGUACAAGCUUGAUGAGACAUUCAAACUUCCUCGUGCAAACACAUAUUUCCUCAUAACUGUAAAGGGGGGAUACAACAAUGUAAAAAAUUGUGUUUUGACAGAAUUGUUUGUAACUCUUCUUAAGGAUGAGCUGAACGAGAUUUUGUAUCAGGCAGGUGUGGCCAAGUUGGAAACAUCAUUAUCUAUUAUCAGUGACAAACUUGAGCUGAGGGUCUAUGGUUUCAAUGACAAGCUCCCUGUUCUCUUGUCAAAAAUUUUGACCAUUGCCAAAUCUUUUCUGCCGACUCAUGACCGCUUUGUGGUUAUUAAAGAAGAUAUGGAGAGAGCUUUCAGGAACACAAAUAUGAAGCCUCGGAACCAUUCAGCAUACCUGAGACUGCAAGUCUUGCGUAAGAAAUUUUGGGAUGUGGAUGACAAGCUGGCUUGCCUUAGUGAUAUAUCUGUUGCUGAUUUGGAGGAAUUUAUUCCCGAACUUCUUUCCCAGUUUCAUGUUGAGGGUCUUUGUCAUGGUAAUUUAUCAGAAGAAGAAGCAAUCAAUAUUUCAAAUAUCUUUAGAGAUAACUUUUCGGUAGAACCUCUCCCAAUGGAAGUGAGGCAUGAAGAGCAUAUUUUAUGUCUUCCCUCUGGUGCAAACCUUGUGAGAGAUGUAGCUGUGAAGAAUAAGUUGGAAAUGAACUCUGUGGUUGAGCUUUAUUUUCAAAUUGAGCAAGACAUUGGCGUAGAGUCAACCAAAUUAAGAGCUUUAGCAGAUCUUUUUGAUGAUAUUGUUGAAGAACCGCUUUUCAAUCAGCUAAGGACGAAGGAGCAGCUUGGAUAUGUUGUUGAAUGUAGCCCACGGAUGACAUACCGUGUACUUGGGUUUUGCUUUUGUGUUCAAUCUUCCAACUAUGAUCCAGUCUAUUUGCAAGGGAGAGUGGACAAUUUCAUAACUAGCCUGCAAAAAUUACUGGUUGAGCUUGAUGAUGAGUCAUUUGAGAAUCACAGAAGUGGAUUGAUAGCAAAAAAGUUGGAGAAAGACCCCUCGCUCACAUAUGAAACCAAUCAUCUUUGGGGUCAAAUUGUUGACAAGAGGUACUUGUUUGAUAUGUCAGAAAAGGAAGCAGAGGAGCUCAGAAGCAUUACCAAGAAUGAUGUUAUAGAUUGGUUCAAUGAAUAUUUCAGACCAUCAUCUCCCAAGUGUCGAAGGCUAGCAGUUCAUGUGUGGGGUUGCAACACUAUGGAAGUGGAUGAAACACAAGUCAAGUCUGUGAGGAGGAUUGAAGAUGUUGAUACCUUUAAGAUUUCUGCAGAUUUCUAUACCAGCCUUUGCUAAAUGAAUGGCUUCCAAUUGUUAGACAUGAUACCAAU